Messenger RNA from Cyprinodon variegatus (sheepshead minnow), 5136 nucleotides. RefSeq names its product SV2 related protein (gene svopa). NCBI's taxonomy places the organism in Eukaryota, Metazoa, Chordata, Actinopteri, Cyprinodontiformes, Cyprinodontidae. Bases 97 to 1746 code for a protein of 549 amino acids. Gene Ontology annotation, molecular function: transmembrane transporter activity. Gene Ontology annotation, cellular component: membrane. Gene Ontology annotation, biological process: transmembrane transport. The record is from RefSeq and is a predicted model, not a curated record. The transcript is spliced from 16 exons.
GACAGAGUCGCUCUCCUUGGUGCUGAAAUCGCCGACCGUCGCGAUAAUGUAAACUGCGAUGAGGCCAAACGGAGUAUCGGAUAAAAAAAUACAAAAAUGGAGGAUGACCUUUUUCAGCUGAGACAGCUUCCUGUUGUUCGCUUCCGUCGCACAGGUGAGAGCACACGUUCCGAGGAAGAUGUGGAGAGCAGAGAGCAGGGUGUCACAACAGCAGCGCCUGUUGAUCUGGAAUCUGUGGCACUUGCAGAAGGAGCUCCAGUGCCACGAGAGUUUGCAAAUCCAACCGAUGUUCACCAUUUUACAGACACGUUCAUGGUAGAAGAUGCAGUGGAGGCGAUUGGCUUUGGCACAUUUCAGUGGAAGCUCUCUAUUCUCACUGGACUGUCCUGGAUGGCUGAUGCCAUGGAGAUGAUGAUUCUCAGCAUCUUAGCCCCACAGCUCCACUGUGAAUGGAGGCUACCGAGCCUUGAGGUGGCACUACUCACAUCGGCAGUGUUCAUUGGAAUGAUGAUUAGCUCUUCUCUUUGGGGAAACAUAUCUGAUAGAUACGGCAGAAAGAUGGGCUUAACACUGAGCGUACUUUGGACCAUGUUCUACGGCCUCAUGAGUGCAUUUGCACCCAUUUACGGGUGGAUCCUGUUCCUGCGUGCGUUAGUGGGCUUUGGUAUAGGAGGAGCACCACAGUCGGUGACCCUGUAUGCCGAGUUUCUUCCCAUGAGAUCCAGAGCUACAUGUAUCCUGCUGAUUGAGAUCUUUUGGGCAAUUGGCACAGUUUUCGAAGUUCUGUUAGCAAUCCUGGUGAUGCCCACUCUGGGCUGGCGCUGGCUGCUGGGCCUUUCCACCAUCCCUCUCUUCAUCUUUGCCUUUCUGUGCUAUUGGCUUCCAGAGAGUGCUCGUUAUGAUGUGCUGACGGGGAACCAGGAAAAGGCUCUUGCUACUCUGAAACGAAUAGCAACAGAAAACGGUGUCCCCAUGCCUCUGGGAAAACUUAUUGCUGCAAGACAGGAAGACCGGGGAAAGAUUCGAGACUUAUUCUCAUCACAACUUCGCUGGACUACAAUUCUACUCUGGUUUAUUUGGUUUGCAAACGCCUUCUCCUACUACGGACUGGUGCUCCUCACCACAGAGUUGUUUCAAGAGGGAGGCGCAUGUGGAAUGGCCAAAGGUGGUAAAAAGGAGCUGCGAUGCAGCUUGGAGUGUAAAUAUUUAAAUUCUGAUGACUACAAAGAUCUACUGUGGACAACAUUAUCUGAAUUCCCAGGACUGCUGGUUACACUGUGGGCUAUUGAUCGACUGGGACGGAGAAUGACCAUGGCAUUGUGUUUCCUCGUCUUCUCCCUGUGCAUCAUUCCCCUGUAUGGAUGUGUUGGGAGAGUGUCCAUGACAGUGCUAAUAUUCGUAGCCAGGGCGUUUAUUGCUGGAGGCUUCCAGGCAGCUUAUGUUUACACUCCGGAGGUUUAUCCAACAGCAACCAGAGCUUUGGGUCUGGGAACAAGCAGUGGAAUGGCUAGAGUUGGCGCUCUCAUCACUCCUUUUGUUGCACAGGUGAUGCUAGAGUCCUCAGUGUACCUGGCUCUCUCUGUGUACUGCUGCUGCUGCCUGUUUGCUGCUGUUGCCUCCUGUGCUCUGCCCAUUGAAACCACAGGCCGGGGUCUGCAGGAGUCCAGCCAUCGUGAGUGGGGACAGGAGAUGGUAGGCCACAAAGCUGAAGAAAUCCCACACUCCAACUCAAGCUCCCAGGGUUGAGAACGUGUUUGCUAAGGUACAAACAGAAGGCAAGUGCAGCAACAAGACAAGAUGAGAAGAAAGGAGAAAACAACACCAUCUUUCUGCCCUUCAUGUAUGUUACCCCUAAUGAGCCAGGCAGCACCAUUUAUUUUCUCAUCAUGUCAUGAAAGGUCUUUAAACAUCACUGGUGUCACAGGGUUUCCAUUGUAAAACUACGUACACACGGAGUGAGUGAGAGAGACCUAAUGUACAAGAUUUCAGGAGAGGAUGAUGAAAAUAAGAAAGUUUUCAAAUGUAUCUUCAUGCAUCCACCUUCUUAUAAGAGCCUUAAAUGAACAUAUUCAACUUUUGAACCUUUUUAAAACGCUGCUUCUGUAGUAGACAAAGCAUAUUUAACAUAACAUCUUCUCAGUAUUUUUAGUAAGGAAAUCUGAUCAUCUCAUGUACGUAUAGGCUGCCUGCUGAUAUGCACUUUAAUGUAUGAAAAAAAAAACGACCGUUUAGGUAAAACUAAUUUAUUUUAUUGAACAGCCCCAUUAUUAUGAUAAAUACAUAGAUAAUUUUGGAGCACAGAAAUAGAGAGUUUCUCACAAACAUGAGAACUCCUUACUGUAAUUUGUGGCUCUUAUUCAGCCUUUUCUUGUUGGUAAUGCAAAUACCACACAUAAAAGGCUAAAAUCAUGAAUUUAGAAGGUCUAAACAUAAUGGCGUUUGUUUUAUUUCUAACAAAGAUUUCCUGAAGCUGUCACUGGGAGUUGAGGGUUCUUCAGCAUGAUACUGUGGAUAAUAUUUCUACAUUACAGCACAUAGAGUGAGAGUCUGCAGAGUUUUCCAAAAGUGCCAUUAUUUUUCAGACAUUAGUUCAGUUUUACUUAUUGAAGAACCAAGCUAUUUCUUCUGUUAGAAAAUUUUAGUUUACUUCGGACAGAGUCCAGGCUGAUCAACGUUUGACACAAAUCUGUUAGGGUUAUGACAAAGAGGCUAUCUAAAGCCAAAGGAAAUCAUCCCAUAAGUUAAAUCACCAUUGAAGAUUACUGAGAAUUGUAUAAAAAAUUUUGGGCACGAAAAAUUUUUUUUUUCUCAUAAUCAUUAACCUCUAUGUAGUUUUUUUUUAUCCUUUGAUGGAUGUCUGUUUGGUGUUCUGUCAGAAAAACAAACAAACUCAAGUUUGGGCUUAAUUGUACAUUCAAAUGGCCAUUCUAAUAAUGGUAUGUAAAUAAUAAGUAAGUAGAUUAGCUAUAAAUUAAGCUGCUGAGGAGUUCCAUCCAGCCAAAGAACUGAACAUUUCCCAGCAAAAAUAUUAAAAACACAAAACUAAAUUAUCCAUUGCUGAUAAAAUGUUGAAAUAUGUCAUAUAUAUGUCCCAUUUUAUUGUAUGUAUAUUUUAUAAGUAAAUCUGGUACAUUUUGUUGUUAUUAUUAAAGGUAAGGGUGACACAUAUCAGGCUGCAGCUUCAGCCGCUCUCUUAAGAAACUUAAGCUUUUUCAUUUAUUUGUGUUUGGAAAGAGCAACAUCCUUCUAAUUGUUAAACAACCACUGAAAAGAUUAAAGCCACAAAUAAGUUCUUUAAAAUGCUGUGACUAAGAAGGUAGAGGGCUCAGACCAAGUACAAACUGUUUUAAUAUCUUAACAAUUAAGGACUUAAUUGCAGAAUAUUGCAAAAGUAUAAAUGCUGCUUCAAAUUAUUUUUUAUACCAUUACAAACACAAACUUUUAAGCAUUUUAAUAGAAUCUAAUAUAAAGACCAACACAUACAUAAAGUAGCACAUAAGUAGAUAGUUUGCCAUUCUUUACAAAUAAUAAAACUCAUUUGUAUUUAGCCUCCCUGAUUGGAAUGUUGUUAAAUCCAGCUUUUCCUGUCCCACUGAACUCAGAUCUCUGACUCUUGCUACGGUUUCUGAAAUUAUUUUUUUCUUUAAUGUCCAUUGAUUUAGAGCAUUGCAUUGUAGCUCUGGCCAUUGGUUUAGCCUUGUUUUCCCGCUGGAAGGUAAACCUGCACCCUCACGGCUACUUCAGCUUCAGCUGUAUUCUUUUACAAUCCUCCUCUUUUUAACUCAUUUAUUCUCCCAAGCUUCUUAUCCCUGAAGAAAAAAAUCACCCUCACAGCAUAACGCCACCAUCACCACCUAAGCAGUGGAUCACUGUAGCUCCUCCAGAGUUGCCCUCUUUUGGCUCUAUAUUUGUCUGGCCUGCCAGAUUAGAUGCCUGGAUAUGCCUCAGUGUUCUUGCUGCUGUGUCACACUCUUUCCGUUAGAACUGAUUGGAACUGAUCAGCCCUUUGUUAGGUGUUCAAAGUUUAGGAUCUUAUUUUAUUUUUAACUCAACCCUGCUUUACACCUCUCUAUACUUUAUUCUGACCUGUCCCGUAUAGUUCUUUAGUUUCCUGAUGUUGUUUUUUUAGUAAUCUCCAUAGCUUUCCAAAAACUGUUGGUUUUACAUUGAGAAUUAAUUUCAGUAAUUACUAUUCACUAGAGGACUUGUAGAAGCAGUUUAUUCCACUGGAUUUUAUCUAAGCAUUUGUUGGUAAAAGGCGUUAAAAACAAAUGCACCACACAGUUUAAUUUAUUAUCAUUACUAAAAGAUGUGGAGUAUCUGGCCGGUGAAACCUCUCAUUCAUUAUCUUGAUCUCUAAAAUUAUGUGAUGGUCAAUGACAUAGAUUCUAAAAUAAAAUACUUUAAAGUUUGUGUUAUUAUGUCAAAACGUUCAAGAGGUGUGAAUACUAUUGCAAGGUAUAGUAGAACACAGCCACUCCAUAAUGCUGCUAUUUCAACUAUCUCAAACAUGUUUAGUAUUUCUAACCCUGAAAUGUGCUCUAACAGGGAAAAGGUUUGUUAAUAACAAGUGAAGAUAAAGUCCAGAUGAUUCUGUUAAAGUUUCACUCACAUAUUGAGUUAUUUUUUUAGGCCAAACAGAAGUCAGGAAUCCCGUUAAAUGUAAUUGCAUCUUCUCGCGUGGAGAAAGUUUUAGCUGUUUAGAAGGUUUUUUAGAAAUGACAUGUGAAUUAGUAACAUAUUUUAGUUUGUUCUUAAAGACAAAUAAACCUCUGUAUUCACGUGAUCAUCAAAAAUAGACCAGCUUUAUUUUUUUUUCUCAAAAAAUGAUGUUUGCACUCAUGUACUGAUGAAUCCUCAAAUGACUCAGAUGUUAACACUGUAUUUCAAUAGACCCCAGCUGUGACUCUACUGGAUGUUAAGUUUUCUGUGUAACUUAUGUUAAAGAAUUAAAUAAAAGCCUAGUUUGUUUGUGAUCUUUGAUUUUGUUUGUAAUGAAAAAUUAGAUAGAGACUAGGUCAUUCCAAACAGACAUGAUACUACCACGCACAGGUCCACCAAGAAGACUCUAACUCACCAGUGUUUGAGAUAUUGUGCGGCAUUAAGUGUUAAUAUGAUGGAUGUAAAUGUGUAUGA